This is a messenger RNA of Pomacea canaliculata, 2989 nucleotides long. RefSeq names its product suppressor APC domain-containing protein 2-like. NCBI's taxonomy places the organism in Eukaryota, Metazoa, Mollusca, Gastropoda, Architaenioglossa, Ampullariidae. The coding region runs from base 95 to 1651 and encodes 518 amino acids. The record is from RefSeq and is a predicted model, not a curated record. The transcript has 6 exons.
UGAGACCAUUUGGUUUGAAUACACAAGGCCGUGUUGUACAUUGGGAGUAUUGGUCAUUCUCGAUACUUGUGUUUAUAAUUAUAAAUUUGUAACAAUGUCAGGCCAGAACAUGGACGAUGUGUACAACGGACUUCCAAAGCAAUUUAUUGCCUCCCUAAAGAUUCUUUUUGACAUUCUAGAUGAAGAGCAUACCGGUUCGAUACGACUUAGAGACAUCGAAAGCAGAUGGAGCGACGAGGGUGUACGAGAUCUACCCACGGGCGUUGUGGAAGGGCUGCGUAAAGUAACCCCUCCCAAUGGUUUACUUACAUUUGAAGGUUUCGUUGCUGGCCUAAAGAUGGCUUUAAUUCAAGGUAAAGAACAAGGGAAGCGUCGUUCAGUGAGUGGCACAAAUAAUUACAUAAUACAAAAAGAAAACCGAAUUCCGCCAGGUAACAUUCCAUUCUCUAGUCGUCCUGCAGAUCGAAUCCCGAUCGUUACAGCCGGAUCUUCAACAAACUAUCCACUUCAUGGAGACCUAGGUACUCGUCAGCAAGAUUCACACAAUUCUUCAGAUCAACACAAACAGGGAACAGCCAGUUCGCUGCGUUCCACGACAUUAUACUCGACUUCAGUGAAACACCAGAUCGAUGGCAACAGCAACAAUAAUACCCGACCUGCAACCGCAGCUGUCAAACCGCAACCGCACAACAGCGCGAACGGUUAUCGUCGCAGUAAUAAUCCGCCAUCCUCUAACAUUUACGAGACGACAACAGGCCACCCCUACCAUACUCAACAGCUGCGACCCCCACCCAGACCAGAGAGGUCGUUUAAUCCUGGCAUCAGGAAAUCGGCAUCAGGGUCUGACUUGAAUCCCCCGAAAGUUCCUCCGCGUGAUGCUAGUAAGAAUCGUCAGAUCCUAAGCGAGCUGAAGAGUUGGCAACAAGACUGGGACGAUGCCCAGCAGAGGGCAGUUCCAGCAGGCAACAGAGAAAGACCUCACUUGAAGGGGGAUAAUGGGGGAAGUUCAGUCCAUGAUAUCUCUUCCCAUGCUAUUUAUGCCAACAUAGAGCAGUUUCAAAGAAAGCCAACAGAGGAUCGAGCACAAGGGCAGUCCCAGAGUCCAGGCAAGGCCUCGGUGCGGCGCCAUGGUUCAGGCAGACGUCACACCCUCCAAAAUGGUGUGGACCACAACAUGAUAAAACGCAUGCAGCAGUUGGAAGAGGAGGCUACUAUGCUGAAGACGGGAUUAGAAAUGGUAGAUGUGGCAAGAGACUGGUACCUUCGGCAGAUUACAGUUGUGCAAGAGAAGCAAAAAAUGCUGGGCAAGGUUAACUACAAUGAUAACUCACUGGAGGCCCACCAGGAGCGUAUGAAUUUCCAGAAAGCUCGCAUUGCAGAGGUCAACAUGCAGCUGCGAACCCUUGUAGAGAGCUCAGAAAAGGGUUUUCCCCUACAUAUGAAUCUUGCUGUCACCUCAACGCUGAGCCCUCAUUCUAGUGAUGCAACAAUUAAGAUGCUGAAAGAACAAAAUAGACGUCUUACACAGGAGGUAAGAGAGAGGUCAGAUAAAAUUGCAAAGCUUGACCAGGAAAAGGCCAGUCUUAUACGUGAAUUGUUUGAGGCAAGAACCAAGCACAAAUCAAGCUAUGAUGAUACCACCUUUAUGUGACAGUGUUGGGGUAAAAUGUGUCCACUGUCAAACUGCAAAUGUCUGCAAUUAACUUUUUUUCACGCCUGUGGUCUGGGAACUGCUUACAACUUAUGGCCAAUGAGCCAAGUUCAUUUGCUGUGUGUUAAGGAUGGUACAUGUCUGAACUAUUUAAAUCUCAAAUUUUGAUUUAUCAUAAGAUGCCUGCCUAUUCCUUAUUUAGUCCUAAAUUUUGAUGUUUUCCAUGCAGAUGUGUGUGUUCUCUUUAAGCUGUAGAUUGCCCACUGCUUUUAUUUAAGUGCCAGAUAUUAUUUGGUCUCGACAUGGUGCACAAUGAACUUCACAGUUGAAAAUGGCGAAGCGCAAAUUUCUGACAAAAUAAUGCUAUUACAUAAAUAACCAUUUUGCUAGUGGAACAGCCCAUUUGGUUUAAAGAGAUCUUCAGCCAGGUUCUUUUCCAUACCUACUGUAAAAUCACGAUCUAGAACAGUGAACAGUGAUGUUGGAUAAUGAAUUCUAGAAGCUCCCUUAUUCAGUGUAGAUUGUUAAGCAGAAUACGAGUCAACCACCUUCUAGUGAAGCAUCAUGCUGUGUAAGUUUACAAAUCAUGGAUCUACAUCCUUGUCUUUAGUGAUGAAACUCUAUUUCACCAACACAUUCAUACACCGAGUAUUCUGGCAUGUAGAAGCUUGCCAAUAAAACCUGUUGUGGAUCUCAUGACCUGUCAGAUAGGUUUUGUUAGGGUGGACCGGCAUUGCAGCAGCUUGUCUUUUAACAAAUUUUUAAAAGUGUCAUACAAGAAUUUUUUUUUUGAGUGACUGUCACAACUAUUUCUAUCUGGGUAAUCUGCAGAUUAUAAAUUUUAAACAGGCUCUCAUUUGCCAAAGUUCGGAUACAGUUAAAACUGGUCCACUCAGUAGAAAUAAUAUUUUAGAUGCAAAGACAUAAGUAUGACUUUUGACAUUUUCAUACCUUGUGUUCAAGCCACAUAUUCACUUGUGUCAUUUCUGUUUAAAGAGGAACUUCUUCUCUCUCUCUUUUUUUUUUUUGUAAAACACUUAUGAUGGAUGCAGAGUAAAAGAUGCAUUCUUAAGAAAUUGCUUGCAUUCAUUGACAUCUGUAAUAGACUAUGAACGUGUUCAAGUAUGGCACUGUGCUGGUUUCGCUAUUUGUUUGCAUCUAGACUUGUGGCAGAUUAAGGGCCUGUAAAACAUUGACCUGAAUUUCCUAUGUCAAAAGCUUAUUUUGUAUGGCUGGCUUUUUUUCCCCCCAAGUCUUAGCAUUCCACAAGAGAACUGUUUUUAGUGUACCAUUGUUUGCUACAUGUGAAAUUGUACAAAUAAAUUUGCUUGAAUGAUA